AUGAUUUAUUUAUCAGCAUCAGCAGUACCAGCGUCUUGCCUGCUCGCGGUGUGUUACAUCGGAUGCAACCGAGGGGCGGCGGUGGCUCUCAUGGCGAUCGGGGUCACGUGCAUCGGUGGCAUGUUCUGUGGUUUCCUCUCCAAUCACAUCGACAUCGCGCCUAAUUUUGCAGGUACUCUGGUCGCCAUAACAAACACCGUUGCUACGAUCCCCGGAAUAGUGGUCCCCAUUUUCGUCGGUGUAUUGACUCAUGGAAAUCAAACCAUUUCAGCAUGGCGCAUUAUUUUCUUUGUGACAAUUGCACUGUAUAUAAUUGAGAUUAUAGUGUAUUCCAUAUUUGGUUCUGGCGAACAACAGUCCUGGAACAGCGAGCCCGAUCAUAAGAUAGAGACCAGCCCUGAAGAGAAGCCUCUCAAGGAAGAAGAGAGAACUCAUGUUUAA
Messenger RNA from Leptosia nina, 441 nucleotides. NCBI's taxonomy places the organism in Eukaryota, Metazoa, Arthropoda, Insecta, Lepidoptera, Pieridae. The record is from the annotation of a GenBank genome assembly.